AUGGCACUGCGCAUCCUCGUGACCCUUCUCGCGUUUGUGGCCGUGCACAGCGAUGACAUCGAAGCUGCGAUGGCCGCGGACGACACCUGCGCUGCUGGUGGCGACUGCAGCUUGGAGCUCAACCAGCUGCGUGGCAUCAAGGUCCACUACCUGGACGCCUUGGAGGAUGACGAGGAGGAGUCCGUGCAGGUGGAGGAGGAAGCUGAACUCGAGGGUGGCGGCUGCACCAAUGGUCACGACAUGGGGGUUUGGAAGGGUGGAGGCAGGAGGAGCUUCGAUGCUGCCCUCAACCACUGCGGCCGCUCCUGUGCCGCCGGCUUUCCGUGCACCAAGGACUGCAUGCAGAAGAAGGGCUACUCGGCCGGCUGUGCUUCAUGCAUGGCCCAGUUGGUGGGCUGCUCGAGGGACCAUUGCAUGAACCAAUGCAUCACCAACGACAAGGCGCCUGCGUGCACGCACUGCGUGAAGUCCAGUUGCCGGCACAAGAUGAAGGCCUGCAGCGGUCUCAAUGCUGGUGGACACUGA
This is a messenger RNA of Symbiodinium sp. CCMP2456, 525 nucleotides long. Lineage: Eukaryota; Dinophyceae; Suessiales; Symbiodiniaceae. The record is from the annotation of a GenBank genome assembly.